AUGGCCGACUCUACCAUAGUGGCAAAGCUGGAUAAUCUGGUGGCGGAUGUCCUGGCUGACUGGAACAUCUACACCACUGUCUUUGCUGGGGCCGUUCUCGCCUUCGCCAUAUACUCGGUUGCCUCGUCUCAAGAUCCAGAUGUCCACCCAUUUCUGCUGGCUCGUCAAGCAACCCCAGCCCCGAUUCGCCAGGAGGGUGAAUCAGCUACCUACAGAUGCUUGGAAACCCCACACGGUCUACCGCUUCGAUUUGGAUUGAAUGUGAAAGACCCGGGUGCCCCGAAAUGGACCGGAGGCCGACGUGGAGAUCUGAGGGAUAUCUGGAGGACGGCUGUCCGUGGCGCCUUGAACGAGGAUGGUACAAUCUCUGGCAAGCAGGGCAAGAUCUACACUGUUCUGGGUAGGAAAGCCAUCGAACACUCGUUGGGCCAAGUCACACAAGAAAUCAACGUCAUUGGUCACCAUCUCCAAAACGCCGGCGUCAAGACAGUGGCGGUAUGCCUCACCGACUCUAUCGAGCUGCUGGCUGCCAUCUUUGCGGGUGCUUUCUACGGAUACAAGACCGUUCUCAUUCCUCACAACCUUCCAGCAGAAUCCCUGUCAGCGCAUUUGAAGCAGGCUGGAGCAGAGGUACUUAUCGCUGAAGCUGGAUCUCUGGACCUUUCAGUUGUUGGCAAUGACAACAAGCAGCUCUCGCUCGUUCUCUGGGUCGCCAAGUAUGGCAACCGACACAUGGACUGGAAUGGAGUUCCCGAUAACGUUGAGAGUACCUUGAAGGUUGCUGUCUGGCAUGAGCUGGUUGAAGAGUUCAAGGAUCUCGCUGGAUAUGAUGUCCCUGAAUAUGACCCAAAGACAGAGACCCCUGCUGUCAACACUGUCUGGCCAUCUUCGUCUCUGUCCGGUCAAUUCAUCGACUUCAAGCCGGAGAACUUUGCGUCUGCUAUUGGUGCGAUCAUUUCCACGCUUCCUCGCACCCAACGUUUUGUCCCGUCCGACAUUGUUCUCUCAAUCGACUCUCUCUCACGAUCAUACCCUCUUUGCACGACCAUGGCAGCAUUGUUUUCUAACUCGUCCAUUGCCCUCAACUCCGUUGCUGGAGAGAAGGUAGACUUCGCGCUGGCUACAGCUGGAGUAUCCCCUACUGUCAUUGUUGCCUCAUCGCAGACCAUGUCCGAAUACCACGACCAAAUCAUGCGCCCACACACCGGUUUCAUCUCAUCUCUUGGACGGUGGAUUCAAGCACGAACUCUGGAUGCAGGAAAUAUGCCGACACGCAACUUCUUCAGCCAGCUGGCGCGCAUUGGCCCUACCGCCGAGCUUUCCCUCGAUGACCUGCGUUUGUUGUGUAUCUCUCAUCGUAUUGACGGCGACCCGUCUGCUCGCCUUACUUCCGAGCAAUUGACCGAACUGAGGAUCUUCACUGGAGCUCGUGUGGUGUAUGCUUUGACUGGUCCUGGCGUCGCUGGUGCAAUUACACAGACAAAUGCUUUCGAUUACAGAACCCUCACUGGCCCCAGCCACUUCGGCGCUCCACUGAGCAGCACUCAGUACACAUUGAUCAACGUCCCCGAAGGCUCUCCCGACGGCGCAGAAGAAGGACAGCUCACCGUUUCAGGUCCCGCUGUUGUCGGUGGUUCUACCACUCUUCCUGGCCGAGUUCGCAUCAGCAAGGAGAACACCUUAGAGCUGUGUUCAUAG
This is a messenger RNA of Penicillium salamii, 1698 nucleotides long. The record is from the annotation of a GenBank genome assembly. Lineage: Eukaryota; Fungi; Ascomycota; Eurotiomycetes; Eurotiales; Aspergillaceae.